AUGAGGGUGAUUGAGGUCAUCAUCGACGGCUUCAAGUCGUACCAGACGCGAACGGUCAUAUCGGGCUGGGACGAAAGUUUCAACUCAAUUACUGGUCUCAAUGGCAGUGGAAAAUCGAACAUUCUCGACGCCAUUUGCUUCGUCCUUGGCAUCACCAACAUGUCAACUGUUCGAGCGCAAAACCUCCAAGAUCUGAUCUACAAGCGCGGACAGGCCGGAGUCCAAAAGGCCAGUGUCACAAUCGUUUUCGACAACCGAGACAAGAAGAAGUCGCCUAUAGGAUUCGAGGAAUAUGCGUCCAUCAGCGUCACCCGACAGAUUGUGCUGAAUGGCUCCAACAAAUACCUUAUCAAUGGUCACCGCGCGCAGCAACAGACGGUGCAGAAUCUCUUCCAAUCCGUGCAGCUCAACAUCAACAACCCAAACUUCCUGAUUAUGCAGGGUCGUAUCACAAAGGUCUUGAAUAUGAAGGCUGUCGAGAUCCUGGCCAUGAUCGAAGAGGCAGCUGGCACGAGAAUGUUCGAGGACAGAAGGGACAAGGCUUUGAAGACCAUGGCAAAGAAGGAGUUGAAGUUGCAAGAGCUGAGAGAACUGCUGAAAGACGAGAUUGAACCCAAGCUAGAAAAGCUGCGCACCGAAAAGCGCGCAUUCCUCGACUUCCAGCAGACGCAGAAUGAUCUGGAACGCCUGACCCGGGUGGUGGUCGCUUUUGACUACCUGAAAUGCCAGGAAAAGCUUGCCCAAUCAGCGGCAGAUCUUGAAGGGAAACGACAGCGACACAAAGAGCUUGAAGAUUCGUGCUCCAGGAUGAAGAGCGAAAUUGUCCACUUGGAGGAGGACCUUAAGCGAGUGCGGGCGCAACGGGACAAGGAGAUGAAGAAGGGCGGUAAAGCGCAAGCUCUCGAAGAAGCCGCGAAGAAGCACUCGAAUGAGUUGGUCCGCCUUGCCACGGUUAUGGAUCUAAAGAAAUCAAGCAUGUCUGAGGAGGAGGACAAGAAGGCCGCGAUAGAAAAGUCGGUCAGCGAACUGGAGACGUCUCUCCAGGAAAAGACCAAUACUUUUGAAACGGUAAAGGCGAGGUAUGAUGCUGCUAAAGAGGGCCUCGAAAAGCAGUCCAGGGAGGCAGAAACCAAAGAAGAAUUGCUGCAGACCUUGCAGACUGGCGUUGCAUCUAAAGACGGUCAAGAGAAUGGCUACCAAGGACAGCUACAAGAUGCGCGCAACCGAGCGACAAGCGCGGCAACCGAGCAAGAGCAAGCAAAGAUUCGCAUCACCCAUCUUCAAGGCCGUGUCAAAGAGGAAGAGCCGCGAGCGCAAAAGGCCAAAGAGCAGAACGCAGAUCUCCUCCGGGAUCUCGACUCUAUGAAGACCCACGCACAGAAACUUGAGAAAGAGCUCCAGCGUCUCGGGUUUGAACCAGGCCGGGAAGAAGCAAUGUACAAUGAGGAAUCGCGACUACAGCAGACCAUCCGCACUUUGCGGCAAGAGUCGGACAAAUUGAAGCGCUCAGUGGCCAACAUCGAUUUUAACUAUGCUGAUCCAGUGCCGAAAUUCGACAGGUCCAAGGUGAAAGGCUUGGUUGCGCAGCUCUUCACUCUCGACAAAGAACACUCAAACGCCGGUACGGCCUUGGAAAUCUGUGCAGGUGGCCGAUUGUACAACGUCGUUGUCGACAAUGAGGUCACCAGUACUCAGCUUUUGCAGAAAGGAAAGCUGAGAAAGCGCGUCACUAUCAUUCCUCUGAACAAGAUUGCUGCCUUCAAAGCCUCGGCGCAGACAAUAGCGAAUGCGCAAAACCUUGCGCCUGGAAAGGUCGAUCUGGCCUUAUCCCUCAUUGGAUACGACGAGGAGGUCUCGGCUGCUAUGGAAUAUGUCUUUGGCAAUACGCUCGUGUGUGCGGAUGCCGAAACCGCCAGGCGUGUCACGUUCGAUCCCAAUGUCCGGAUGCGCAGCAUUACCCUCGAGGGUGAUGCAUACGACCCAUCUGGAACCUUGUCCGGCGGCAGCGCCCCUAACUCGAGCGGAGUCCUUCUCACCUUGCAGAAACUCAACAGCCUGAUGCGUCAGCUGCAGGAGUCUGAACUUGCCCUGCGCGAACUGCAGAAGCAGAUGGCGGCGGAGAAGUCCAGGCUCGACCAGGCUCGCCAGACAAAGCAAGAGCUUGACUUGAAAUCCCAUGAGAUCAAGUUGGCUGAGGAGCAAAUUAGUAGCAAUUCCUCGUCGUCCAUCAUCCAAGAGGUCGAAACGAUGAAAGCCACCGUUAUCGAACUCAGAGAGGGCAUCACCGAAGCCAAGGCCCGCCAAGCUGAAGCGAAUGCUGAUGUGAAGCGAAUCGAGAAAGACAUGAAGGACUUUGACAAUAACAAGGAUGCGAAACUGGUCGAACUCGAGAAGUCUCUCUUGCAACUCCGCGCUGAGUUGGCGAAAAACACGAGCGCGCUAAAGGUCGUCCAGAAGGAACUCCAGAAUACACAACUGGACUCUGAGCAGGUCGGUGCCGAGCUUUCGGCUGCUCGGGAGCAGAUGUCUGAGGUCGAGGUCGCCAUCAAAGCACAGCAGCAGGAUAUUGAAGGUCUUGCAAGUCAACAGGCCGAGCUCGAAGAGACGCAUGAUGAGGUACAAGCCCAGCUCGACGACGAGCGCGCCAAGUUGCAUCAGUACGAUAGCGAGCUUCGCGACCUCGAGGAGGCUACGCGAAGCAAGAACGCCCGCAUCACUGAAGAAGGCCUCGAGAUGCAGAGACUUGGCCACCAGGUGGACAAGUUCCACAAGGAACAACAAGGCGCAGCAGAGAAUGUAGCCCGACUUGAGGGUGAUCACGAAUGGAUCGAGGAUGAAAAAGACAAGUUUGGAAGAAGCGGGACUGCGUACGACUUUCAGGGUCAGAACAUUGCCGAGUGCAAGUCGACGCUUAAAAACUUGACGGAACGCUUCCAAGGCAUGAAGAAGAAGAUCAACCCAAAGGUCAUGAACAUGAUCGACAGCGUUGAGAAGAAGGAGGUCUCUCUCAAGAACAUGAUCAAAACUGUCAUCCGAGACAAAAGCAAGAUCGAGGAGACCAUCAUCAGUCUGGACGACUACAAGAAGAAGGCGCUGCAAGAGACGUGGGAGAAGGUCAAUGGCGACUUUGGCCAGAUCUUCUCCGAGCUACUACCAGGUGGCAGCUUUGCCAAGCUUGAUCCACCAGAGGGCAAGACAAUCAGUGAUGGCCUUGAGGUUAAGGUGUGCUUGGGGAAGGUCUGGAAGCAGAGUCUUACCGAACUCAGCGGUGGCCAACGGUCACUUGUUGCCCUCUCACUUAUCAUGGCACUGUUGCAAUUCAAGCCGGCGCCCAUGUACAUCCUGGACGAGGUUGACGCCGCCUUGGACUUGUCACACACGCAGAACAUUGGCCGCCUGAUCAAGACCAGGUUCAAGGGAUCGCAAUUCAUCGUCGUCAGUCUGAAGGAUGGCAUGUUCCAAAAUGCGAACCGCAUCUUCCGCACGCGCUUCAGCGAGGGUACAAGUCAUGUCCAGGCCUUGACCCCGGCCGACUUGCGAUGA
Molecule: messenger RNA, 3543 nt
Organism: Emericellopsis cladophorae
Lineage: Eukaryota; Fungi; Ascomycota; Sordariomycetes; Hypocreales; Bionectriaceae
Product: Structural maintenance of chromosomes protein-like protein
Exons: 5
Coding region: 1-3543 (1180 amino acids)
Biological process (GO): chromosome organization
Cellular component (GO): chromosome
Molecular function (GO): protein binding; ATP binding; ATP hydrolysis activity
Source: RefSeq, a predicted model, not a curated record